CGCCUGAGCGUGUCUAUGGGUGGAGCCAGUGAUACGCUGGCGUGGUCGUGCCUCGUUUUACCGUUCAGCAAACGUACCGACACCAUAAAGUGGGGGAAAUCGAACAAGCAACACCGUGCGACGUCGCAGCGUUCUCGAGCCGGCAUUCGCGCCAACAGAACGGUUUCAACGCGAGGAUGUUGGAAAUGGGCGGUGCUUAUCAGAGGUGGCGCCCUUUGUCGUUGGACCGCGCCACAGGACGCCAUUGUCUGUUGGCGGCGCAGCAUCGUACGGCGUGCGCGACGCAUGCCGACGCCUGACGUCGCGACGCCACUCUCGCACGCAACGCCGUCGCGACCGUCGUCAUCCUUCUGCCUCUUUUCUCUGCCUUCGGCUAGCUGCUUGAAUUUCAGCUCUGAGAGUUCGAAUAAUCUGGGCGUGUGCUUUCGAGGACUUUUCACCAAAAAUGAAGUGUUCAUCGAUACUCUUCUCUUGACAAAUGUGUGCAUUGUCGAUGAAUAGCAUGCUUCCAGCUUUACAAUUACACCGUUGGCCGUUCAAUAUAGGACGAGAAAAACCGGGACACUUUUCAUCCAUGGGUGCCGGUCGUUUUGAAAAAAUGGAUCGUUGAAUGCCCGUAGAUCCUUUUUACGCUCACAGUUCCUCCCUAGAGGAUUGCUGGUUUCCUAUGAUUCGUCACUGGCGAAAACUUUUCUCAAUGACUACACGAGGAACCUCGCUGAAUAUAUGUAAGUAUCCUGAACAACGUAUCCAUGAACGGGUACACCUGUAGCUACUGCUACUAUUCUCGAAAUAAUUCCAACUAUAAUAAUAAGCCUUGAGCCAAAACGAACAUAAAGAUGACGGUCCAUUGACUCCGUUUUUUGUACGAUUCAAUAGAAACGAAACGAAUUGUGCAGCCACGAUGAAUCGGCAUAGUAGCUCUCUCUAGAGGUUAGUGGCUUCAUGAAUGAAGAUGUCGUUGCUGCUUAUGUAGAGAAAUAACAUCGAGUCGAUCCUAUGGUUGUCCAUAAAUUAUGUCUUCUACUUCAUUUUUCUAUUUUUCAGAAUAUCUAUUGAUGAUUCUUUCUGUUGGUUGUUUACCUGUACGACUGGAUAAGACCGAUGAAAUCUCUCACGAAAUUGUAGAAUAAUUUUAUAUCAUUUUAAUCAAUUGAGUUUACAAAAUAAUUUUUUAAAUUGUAAAUUAUAGAUUGAAAAUAGGUUAGAUUACAGACGAAAUAUAGUGCAUAUAUAAUGCUUCUUCAUAUCACAGAAAUUUAUUUCUUUGUUACUUUUCGUAUCGUAUGUAAUAUUAUUGAUGUGAUAUCGUUAAUACUUUCGACAAUUAAAAUUUAGUAAUAAAUAUAUAUAAAAAAAUGA
Apis dorsata (giant honeybee) is the source of this 1362-nucleotide messenger RNA. RefSeq lists its product as uncharacterized. The record is from RefSeq and is a predicted model, not a curated record. The transcript is spliced from 2 exons. The coding region runs from base 16 to 501 and encodes 161 amino acids. Lineage: Eukaryota; Metazoa; Arthropoda; Insecta; Hymenoptera; Apidae.